CAACAAUGGAAAUAAAUGCGAUAAGUCUCUCGCGAUUGCUCAAGGUAUUCGCCGGUGGAGUUUACCCUGCAAGCUGCAGCAACUGAUACGUCAGAAUAUUUGAGUAAAUAAUUGCCCAACUAAUAACGUAAUAUUCUUAAUGAGUAUUGGAUAAUUCUAAUGAUCUCUUAAAUAACGAACGUCAUUGGAGUAGUCCACAGAAUCGUAUAUCCUUACAAUCAUCAGUGAAAUCUCCAGGAUCUUGCGAUGAUUGAUAUCAUGUCACGGAUAAGAUUAUAACAGCGAAUAUAUAAAAACUACUGAACCAGUGAUUCCUCCUGAGUCUGCCGACAGGAAAAUCUCUUUACAAUCAAUAUGAUAUUGCGCAUAUCAAUUGCACUUUGUCUCAUAGUAGUGGUGCAAUCAAAGUGGGAUAAGGAUAUAUACAUUAUCACCAAUUACCCAGAGAAGCCUGAAGUUAUUUCGAGUGGUUCCACAGGCUCUUUCAUCCCAACGUGGGAUAGUUUAGAUGCCAGAAAAAAUCCUGAUUGGUUCGACGAUGCAAAAUUCGGAAUUUUUAUUCACUGGGGAGUCUUUAGUGUCCCCAGUUUCGGCUCCGAGUGGUUCUGGACUAAUUGGAAAGGGGGUUCGUCCAUACUCCAGAGCUUUAUGAAGAAAAAUUACAAGCCAGAUUUUUCAUAUCAGGAUUUUGCUAGUGAUUUUACUGCGGAAUUUUACAAUGCCACUGAGUGGGUCGAUCUAUUUGACGCAGCUGGAGCUAAGUACAUUGUUCUGACUAGUAAACAUCAUGAGGGAUAUACCCUCUGGCCCUCGAAGUACUCUUUCAGCUGGAAUUCGAUGGACGUUGGACCGCAUCGGGAUUUAGUUGGUGAAUUGGCAGAUGCUGUGAGAACAAAAAAAGACAUGCAUUUUGGCCUUUACCAUUCUUUAUAUGAAUGGUUCAAUCCACUGUACUUAAUAGACAAGUCAAACAACUUCAGUACUGAUAUUUUCGUUCAGAAUAAAGUACUCCCAGAGAUCUACGAGAUAGUUGAGAAGUACAAGCCUGAGGUACUCUGGAGCGAUGGCGACUGGGAAGCUCCAGAGGUCUAUUGGAAGUCCAAAGAAUUUUUGGUCUGGUUGUUUAACGAGAGCCCAGUCAGAGACACUGUCCUCGUGAAUGAUCGAUGGGGAAUUGGCACUGGCUGUAAACACGGGAGUUUCUAUAAUUGUUUCGACAGAUUUAAUCCAGGAAAACUCUUGAAACACAAGUGGGAGAAUGCAAUGACAAUUGACAGAAAGUCAUGGGGAUUCCGACGAAAUGCUCCUCUUGAGGAUUAUUAUACCACUGAAGCGUUAAUCAAGGAGUUAGUGAGCACUGUGAGUUGUGGAGGAAAUAUUCUGAUGAAUGUGGGACCCUCGAAGGAUGGAGUCAUUUCCCCCAUCUUUCAAGAUCGACUCAGAGCAAUCGGUCGCUGGUUAAAGACCAAUGGUGAGGCGAUUUACAAAACUCGACCGUGGACAACUCAGAAUGAUACAAUAACUGGUGAUACUUGGUACACAAUGAGUGCAGAUCGUUUGAACCUGUACGCCAUCAUCCUUACGUGGCCACAAGAUAAUGUUCUCAAGCUUGGUGCACUACUUCCUAAGAAAAAAUAUUUAUUCUCCAUGCUUGGACUUUCUGAGAGCCUGAAGUGGACACCAAAGGAGGACAGAAUCGAUGUGUCUUUACCUACAAAUGCUUACAGAGGGGAACCAGGAUGGGUCCUGAAAAUCAAGGGGCUAGCAUCAAGAGAUAUACAUUAAAAAUAACAAAGCAUUCUGAAUUUUGUAUUUUUUUUAUUAAAAGCGUCUUCGAGACUACUCAUUUCCUCUAUAAAGCCCAUUUUAUUAGGAAUAAA
This is a messenger RNA of Fopius arisanus, 1880 nucleotides long. RefSeq names its product alpha-L-fucosidase-like. Gene Ontology annotation, biological process: fucose metabolic process; glycoside catabolic process. The transcript has 7 exons. Lineage: Eukaryota; Metazoa; Arthropoda; Insecta; Hymenoptera; Braconidae. Bases 355 to 1785 code for a protein of 476 amino acids. Gene Ontology annotation, cellular component: lysosome. Gene Ontology annotation, molecular function: alpha-L-fucosidase activity. The record is from RefSeq and is a predicted model, not a curated record.